AAAAAAAACACAACGUAGGAACUCGCUCCUAGAUAGGCGUUGGUCGCCGGGACAGAAUGUGGACACAGACUCGGGCGCUGCAAUUCCAAGACGUUGCAAAAUUGUUGCUGACUCUAGUAAAUAUUACAUCUUGCAAUGGCAUACAGUUCCCAAAGUAGAGGAUCUUAUGGCCAAAGAGGUGGAUAUCGUGGCCAAAGAGGUGGAUAUCGUGGCCAUAGAGGCGGAUAUCAGCGGUAUGACAUCAAAGAGUCCAAUGAUGUGUUUCCAGUGAAAAGGGCAUAUGAAUAUAGUGGCGCAGCUCCCCAUUUGGGAACACCCUCUGUUAUUGGAAAUUAUUCUAUUGAUGGGAACAGAGAGUUUGGUUAUGACAGAUCUAUGUUGCAGUUUCUUAAGAAAAAAUACUUGCCUGAAACAAAAAUUAAUGUACAUCUUGAUCUGAAUAAGGGUCUUAAAGAAGCAGUUGAGUACAAAGGAAAUCCCCAAGAAACUUUUGAAAAUUUCUUGCAGUGGGUUUUCAAUAAUCAAGAUGAUUUGAUGGACGACAAGACUUCAUCCAGGCUCUCCGCUGAUAUAUUAUGCAUGCGAGGAACAUUAAAAAGAAUUAUGAAAACUCCAUAUAAUCCACAUAAGCAGUGGACUCUUCUUGUAACAGAAUUUAAAGGAUCACUGUACAUGAUGAACUGGAAAACUGAUGAUGGGACCAAAGAUGACUAUGAGGUGCCAAGGAAUGUUGGAUUCUGGGGCCACAAAUUCGAACAGUAUAUGAAAGGAGAUCCAGAAGACCCUCUAGAUGCCAAUGAAGAAUACCGCUCCGUGUUAAAGCUGGUUUUGGGUGAUUUCUCACUUCUCUAUUCACCUGAAGUAGAUUGUGCCGAUUCAGAGGAAUUUGAAGAAGAUUAUCAAGAUCUCAGAGCUUUUGUGACAGUCAAGUGUUCAAGGGAAAACACAGAGGAACACAAGAUGAGAAAUUACAGAAGAUUUAAACUGUGUGAUUGGUGGGUAGAGAAUAAGCUGUCUGGUAUUCCUCGGAUUAUUGUUGGCUUUCGUAAUGAUGAUGGUAUUGUCCAUACUCUGGAACUCUUGAAGACAGAAGAAUUACCAGAACAAGGAGAGAAUCACUGGGAACCUGCAGUAUGCAUUAAUUUCAUUAUUGCAUUCCUUAAAUUCGUGAAGAAGAGAGUGGGACAAGAUCCAUCUGUAGUGUAUAGAUUUGACCAUAUACCCAAGGGCGACAUUGAGUGCACAAAGUUGUCGGAAUCAAGUCAUUUGAUGCUUUUACCUUCCUGGUAUACCAAGAAGCUUUUCAAGGCUGACGAAGACACCGAUGAGGAAUGAGUGAGACACCGAGGAGUCAUAUCUUUUAAUUGUGUUAAAUAAUUUUGUAGCAGAUAUACCAGUAGUUCCCAAUGAUAGGUCUAUAAGCAAGAGG
Messenger RNA from Penaeus chinensis, 1429 nucleotides. RefSeq names its product decapping and exoribonuclease protein-like. Gene Ontology annotation, molecular function: mRNA 5'-diphosphatase activity. Bases 136 to 1335 code for a protein of 399 amino acids. Lineage: Eukaryota; Metazoa; Arthropoda; Malacostraca; Decapoda; Penaeidae. Gene Ontology annotation, biological process: NAD-cap decapping; nuclear-transcribed mRNA catabolic process. The transcript is spliced from 9 exons. The record is from RefSeq and is a predicted model, not a curated record. Gene Ontology annotation, cellular component: cytosol; nucleus.